AGCGAUGACAUCUAUAAUUAUCAUCCAUCGAACAAAAAAUGGAAAAACAAGGCAAAGUCAUUGGUAAAGAGAUUGUCUAGUCGGAAUCCGAAAUCGCAAAGGGCCCACGAAGGGGUCACGUCUGUAAAUAAUAGUGAAGGCGCGGGGAUCACAAUUAUCGACGUCUUUAGCAAUGUGUUGUUGUCUGCGAUAGUCGCUCAGGGCAUACGAUAUUAUCGGGACAUUUGUUUUACUUAUCGUUACUUUGAUGCUAUUAUUUUAGACGGCAGCGAAGAGGAUUUAACCGUUGGAUGGACCCUGAUAGAUCGAGACGAAUUCGACGAAUUCGAAACAUCAUCGCCAAAUCAAGGCACGAGUUUGGCCACGAGAAUCGGUGUGGCCGGUCCUUCGGCAACUGGUGGUGGCACCGGACCGAACACAGAUGAAGAAUUGGAUCAAU
Molecule: messenger RNA, 439 nt
Organism: Acaulospora colombiana
Lineage: Eukaryota; Fungi; Glomeromycota; Glomeromycetes; Diversisporales; Acaulosporaceae
Source: the annotation of a GenBank genome assembly